GCUUUCUAUAACAGUGCUUGGGAAUAGGAGCAGGAGGGUUUUCCACUAAGUGACAGUUGCUGAGUACUGGUUCUACCCCCUCCUUCUUUGCACACCUGUAAACUCAUUUUGUCUGGACUGAAUAUUUAAAUUACAUCUCUGCUGCUAGAGUUCUUCUUGGAAAUCCCAGCAUAACAAGGAUACCUAUUGGGCUGGAUGAACUAAGAAGAUGAAGGCAACUAUUAUCCUUUUGUUACUUUUGCCCCUUUGCAUUUCUAAACCUUUUCACCAAAGAGGCUUGUUUGACUUCAUGCUAGAGGAUGAUGCAUCAGGAGAUGGGUCAUCUCUAUGGCCGGAACCAGCCUUACCCACCGAUGGACCAACUGGGCCUAUCGGUCCUAUUUGCCCAUUCCGCUGCCAGUGCCAUCUGCGAGUUGUGCAGUGUUCUGAUAUAGGUUUGGAGCAAGUACCAAAGGAUAUACCCUCCGAUACCACUUUACUUGACUUACAGAACAACAAAAUCACUGAAAUCAAGGAGGGCGAUUUCAAGAAUCUAAAGAGCCUUCAUGCUUUAAUUCUUGUUAAUAACAAAAUCAAGUCAAUCAGUCCCUCUGCUUUUGCUUCUCUUACAAAACUGGAAAGGCUUUACCUAUCAAAAAAUAACUUGAAAGACCUGCCAACCAACAUGCCGAAAUCACUUCAAGAACUUCGUGUUCAUGAAAAUUCAAUCACAAAACUGAAAAAAUCGGUGUUUGAUGGAUUAAAUAACAUGAUCGUGGUCGAAUUAGGUACAAAUCCAAUAGAAAGUUCAGGAGUUGAAAAGGGAGCUUUUCAAGGAAUGAAAAAGCUGUCUUACCUUCGAAUUGCCGAUACCAAUAUAACCAAUAUCCCUAAAGGGCUUCCAAGUUCGUUAACUGAGCUUCACCUUGAUGGAAACAAAAUCACUAAAGUUGAUUCUGACAGUCUAACUGGGCUAAACAACCUUGCCAAGUUAGGUCUAAGCUAUAACAACAUCAUUACUUUUGAAAAUGGAACGAUAACAGGUGUUCCUCAUUUAAGAGAACUUCACUUAGACCAUAAUGCCCUGACACAGGUGCCUGCCGGGCUUGGAGAACACAAGUACAUUCAGGUUGUGUACCUUCAUAGUAAUAAAAUUGCUGCUGUUUCCACAAAUGAUUUCUGCCCACUCGGAUAUAACACAAAGAAGGCCUCAUACUCAGGCAUCAGCCUUUUUAGCAAUCCAGUGCAAUACUGGGAAAUUCAGCCGGCCACAUUCAGAUGUGUAUAUGAACGAUCUGCUAUACAAAUUGGAAACUACAAGUAAAUCCUGGAUGUGUUGCAAAUAAAGUCAUUUUUAUUUGUAUUUCUUUCUUUUGUUUGUUUGUUUGUUUAAAUAAAUUCUUAAUAAACAAAAAUGUCAAAUACUGAAAAGUAUCCCAAAACAGAAUAGUCAGCUUACUUGCAUUAUUUUGUUUUGAGUUGCAUAAUGAUGAAAAAUAAAUAACUUUAGCUGUGCUCUUCUGUCCCCUUAUUAAAGCAGUGUUAAGUGCACAAUACACACAGUAUGGAUAUAGCUACUUAAACCUGAGAAGAAGUUGAUUUGAUCAAAAUAAUGUGUAGGUUUUCUUUAAUAAACUAUAGACGUGGAUGAUCAUUAGACCCAACAACGUUCAUCCAAAGCUCCGUAACAUGUUAUACAUCUCUGAUACAAAUCCAUUUGUAUUAAAUGGUAGUUUGGAUAAAUUGUUACACACACACAAUUUAAAGUAUAGGUUAUACUAAUAGCUUAGUGUGUAUUAAUGUUACUGACACUCACUUUGAAUGUUGUCUUUUGUCAUAUCUAUUAGCCUGUAAAUAUCAGAAAAAGAGAAAACACUUUCCUUGUCUAUAGGAAUUUGCUGCAUCUUCACAUUCUUGUGAGGAUGCAGCAAAUUUAGGGCAAAUCUGUUAUCUGUGCUGAUUAUGUCUGUGUGUAUUUGGAAAACACUAUUUUAGAAAUCCUUGUAAUUAAUAAGCAAACAGUUUUAGAGCAAAAAUUAUUUGCAUAAAUCUACAAUGGCAAUAAAGAUUAUUUGACAUUAUAUUUUGUAAUAUUGUGGAAAGUAAGACAAUGCAAAAAUAUAAAUAUGUAUCUCCAUCUUGAACCAACUAUUUUUUUUUUCAGCGCAAAUGUUUCAAGUAUGUUUUAGAUUCAGUUGCAUUACCUAAUCUAAAAUGUCAAGCUGAUUUACCUAAUGAGAAAACUCAGAAAGUUUAAAACAACAUAUUGAAUUUAUAUUUACCUUAGUGCAUACUUCUCACCAAAAUUCAAGGAAAAGAGCUAAACAAAAAUUAAGUUUUAGACUCAAUUGCUAUAUUGAAACAGAUUCCAGUCCAGCAUACUGUAAAUGUGUAUGAUCGUCUUGCAAGUUGUAUUAAAACAUCACAGUAAUUGGCAGUCUCAUAUAAAGGCGUUUAUUUAAAGAAGAAGAAGAAGACCUUAUUUAUAACUCUUUGAAAAACUGUCCCUAUACAGUAAUCUAUCGCCACCAAUCAACAAUUGCCUUUGACCAAUCAACGAUUGCCUUUGACCAAUCAACGAUUGCCUUUGACCAAUCAACGAUUGCCUUUGACCAAUCAACGAUUGCCUUUGACCAAUCUGCUUGAAGUAGGAGACUGAAAGCAAAGAUAAGAUUGACUCCUAUGGGUUCUAUUGCACAAGGAUAAUAUUGCCUAGUAUAAGUAAUUGAGCCCUGCUGAUUUUAAGUUUAGUUCAUGGGAAAUAUUAGAUUAAGUGAUCAAAAAUGAAAAAUUUCCAGCAAGUCUUAACAAAUUCAAAAUGUGAAUAUAUACGUAUCCUGGACACCAAUCUUGUAAUUUCUUAAAUUCAAUCAUCCAUGAAAAUAGAGAUGAUUUUAAAAUAUGCUAAUACAAGAUUAAAUUAAAAUAUGAUUGCCCAUAUAAUAUUCAAAAUAUUCAAAAUCAACAUAGGUCUACCUACCUAACACUCAACAAUUUCACCAUUAAAGUUUUUGUAAACAGAACCACAACUAUUUCAUUAUAUUAAAGUUGUUGAUUCCUAAGUGAUUUUGAGAGGGGGACAUGUUUUCAAGUGCUUAAGUUAAAUAUUUACUAAUAAACAAGGUGGAAAAUUGGUGAUGUGUCCUGCUGUACUUUUAGAAUAAUUUGCAGAACAUUCUUUUAAUUAUGCAUUUAUAUCUAUAAUCAUUAUAAAUUAUAUUUUUGGCAAGUAAGCAUCUAUCAGUUCAGAUUUAUGUGGUUACCACUUCUAAAGGCACAGGUGGUAGAACUGAUAGUUAGAAUAUUUAAAUGAUAUAUAUACAAUAGGAAUGUAUAUUCUUAGAAGGGCACUUGGAAAACAUUGUACCUUUAAAGAGUGUCCAAUAGACUUUCUUUUGAUAAAAAUAUUAAUGUGUUAAAGAUGGAGUUUGUAGAUGUCAAACUGUUUAUGAAUUGUUUUAUUAAAAUAGAAAACAAUUAUUUUGUUGAUCAAAAAUAAAGUGAUUGAAUUACA
Molecule: messenger RNA, 3493 nt
Organism: Xenopus laevis (African clawed frog)
Lineage: Eukaryota; Metazoa; Chordata; Amphibia; Anura; Pipidae
Gene: dcn.S
Product: decorin S homeolog
Source: RefSeq, marked provisional